GCGAUCUGGGGCCGGGCUCUUGAUUCCUUUCGUUUUCUUAAGACUAUAGAUCUUUUCUAUCCAUGACCGCAAAUGACAGCAAAUUAAUCUAGUCGAGCAGUCUCAGUCUCCUCUGCUUUUCAGCCGAGUCCAGAGGAAUGGCUCAGGUCAGUCAUCUGCAGAUGAUUGAUGAGAAGGACUUGCGAGACGUAGUUUUGGUCAGAACGAGUACAGGUGCGUGUUUGCGAGGAUGUUUCGGAAGUACAGGACGCAAAGUGGCUGUGAAGUUAAUCGAAGAUAGUAAGUGGAUUGACAGAUUAAAGAAAGUAGGAAUGUUGGGCCAGGUGUGCGCUGAGCAAGUACUGGUCCCGUUGGGUGUGUACACAAGUUCAGCUCACUCUCUAGUGGGGUUGGUGUGGGACUGGAUGGCUGGAGGAUCUCUAGAUUCCACACUGCACGAUACAAAUCUGUACCCAGAGCUUUCAAUGGUUCUUUGUCUUCGGAUCAUGUUGGAUGUUGCUGAAGGUUUAGCUCACAUCCAUGCCAUUCCGCUGCCUCAUGGAGCCCUGAAAGCUACCAACGUUCUUCUCGACCAACAGUACAAUGCAAAAUUGUGUGACUGGGGUCAAGAGAUAGACAUGCACUUGACCACUUCUAAUGGCCUUGGGCCAUGUGUCAGAGAUCUGGCCUAUAUGUCGCCGGAAGUCUUACAAGGUACUGUUCCUUCUGUGGAGGCGGACAUAUAUAGUUUUGGGGUUCUGCUGUGGGAAACACUGAAUAGAAAGCGUCCAUGUGAAGGUAUUGAUCAGCUUCAGAUCAAAUUAGAGCUUGGUUUAGGGGUUGACCUUCUGCCCCUAAUGACUCCUCAAAACCAUGCUCUUGCUCAGCUCAUCAUUAGAUGCUUGAAGAGUGAACCUCAAAAACGCCCAUCGGCUGAGGAGUGUGCAGUGGUUCUAAGGACAGCUUUGGCAGCAUUUGAUCCUCAGACUUUCAUUGAAGAUGUUCUUCAUCUGAAAAAAUGCAAGGAGAGGAGGCUACUGAGCUGUAAAAUACGCUCAUCCUGGGAGUUGCCUAUUGAACUACAUAACCUAGAAGACAAUAGUUGCAGUGGUUCCACAAAAAAAUGGACCUCCAAAGUGAUUCCACAGAAUGAAUCUCUGCCAGUAUCUUCACUGAAGGCAAAAGGAAAGUCCUCUCCGCCAUUGGCAACAAGAGCUGUUUCUCAGAUUGGAUGCUUUAGGGAUACUGGAAAAAGUUCAAUCCAGUCCAGUAACUCCUGCAGUAAUCGUGAUCUCAAUCAGAUUAAUCGGCGUUGUGGAAUUUCCCAUAGACAAAGUCCCACAUCUUUAAGGUCCCCAUGUGUUUCCUCUUCAACGCUGUUUCAGAGCACCCCACAACACAACACUGGCAACCAAGUUAAAUGUGAACUGUCUAUGGGAAGGAGCUGUUGCCGGCUUCUGCAAGAGAGACGAGAGGCCAUUGUUCGCUGCAUGACUGAAGGACGACUCAACAACAUUCUUGACGUGUUACGUGCUAGACAUGCUCUGACCCGUGAGACAUAUGAGACCAUCAUUGCGACCUUGACCCUGACCGCACGUACGCGCUGUUUGCUUGAUAUCUGUGCAUGUCUUGGUGAAAAUGUUGCUGUCUUGGUGGCCACAACUUUAGGUUUAGUAUCCACUGAAAAUACUCAAACCGCCCAUAGGUGGCAGUCUGGUUAAAUUUGAUGAACAAUGCCUUUACAUUAGUGUUGUAUUGCAGUAACUGCAAACAAAACAAUUGAUAUUAGAUUUGUUUGUCUGUAUAAUGUGUCAUGAAUAUGUUGAGAUUGUUAUUGUGUUCUUAUUUAGACAAGUCUGUAAGAGAUGACGAGAGGUCAGAUCUUAUAGAAGGGAAUGCUGCCAUGCAGUUUUAUUCUUUUUAAUCAAAAAAUAUCAUCAAAUUAACACCCAAUGUAAAGGGUAUUGAUGAUCUCAUUGUUUCCCAGUUCAGAAACUGAAGGGAUUAUUCAAAUGACUUUGAACAUCAUUGUGUUCUGAUGAAUGGGCAAUUACAGAUUUGAAUACAUUCCUUUGAAGAGAAAAAAAAAAAUCAACAGCGCUAAAGCAGAUUAUUUUUCUUUUUUGAUAAGAAACUUUUGUGAAAGGUAAAGCUAUUUCCUUUAAUCAUUCUUAACAGCUUAAUAACUUUCACACUCAGUUCCUGUUAAUAUUGAAACUGUUGUUUCAGCUUAAUAUAUAUUAUAUUCUUUUGAUAGACUCAUCAAAUAUUUGAAGUUUUUUUCUAUAACCACAUUUAUCUUGAGUUUUUGUGUGUACUACACAUUUCCAAGGUUGUGUGUUUUUGGUGUUAGACUUAAAUUUGUGCAUGUUGCACAACAGAAAAACACAGUAGUUUCUGAUUGUAGUGUAUCUUGCAACAAGAGAUUAUUUUUUUUAAAACAUUUAAUAGUAUUGGUUGGUGCUCUGUGUAUGUAGCACUGAAUGUGUAAAGCAAGAAAAUGAAUAAAGUAU
Pimephales promelas (fathead minnow) is the source of this 2492-nucleotide messenger RNA. RefSeq names its product receptor-interacting serine/threonine-protein kinase 2. The record is from RefSeq and is a predicted model, not a curated record. Gene Ontology annotation, molecular function: JUN kinase kinase kinase activity; ATP binding. Lineage: Eukaryota; Metazoa; Chordata; Actinopteri; Cypriniformes; Leuciscidae. Gene Ontology annotation, biological process: protein phosphorylation; regulation of apoptotic process.